CACUCUCUCUCUCUCUCUCGUAUUACCUUUCCUCUUCCUCUUUCCUUUUUAUUUUCAAUAUACGCGCCCCUCUUCCCUCUUGUCCACGUUUAUUAACAACUCCUUCCCCAUCCCCACCUCCACGCUACUCCACAACCUGAACUGUUUCCUCUUCAACACAAUUGAACAAUGGGUAUUUCGGGGUUCAUACAAACUGUCAAAUCUGUGCAUGAGCCAAUGCACAUUAAAGAAUACGCCGGCAAGGUAGUGGCUGUCGAUGGCAACGUGUGGCUACACAAGGGUGCGUUCUCCUGCUCAAUGGAACUUGCGUUAGAAGAAGCAACGACAAAAUACAUCGACUACUUUAUGCGGCUAGUGAGUCUGCUGGAGUUCUACAAGGUGGUCCCAUACAUUGUGUUUGACGGCCAAGCACUGCCGAUCAAAGGCGCGACGGUUGAGGAGAGACGCCGACGUCGAACAGAAGCACUGGCCAAGGGCAAAGAACUACUGAAGCAAGGCAAGCAGCGAGAAGCAACGGAAUGUUUCCAGCACUCCAUCCAUGUAACACCACACAUGAUUCAGCAAGUUGUCAAGGCGUUGAAUGCCAAAAAGAUCAAGCACAUCGUUGCGCCCUACGAAGCCGAUGCUCAGCUCACGCACCUCAUCAACACCAACAAAGUCGACGCGGUGAUCACCGAAGACUCGGACCUGCUUGUCUUUGGCUGUCACACGGUGCUCUUCAAGAUGAACCAGUACGGCGAGGGCAUCCGCAUCCAGCAAGGAAACCUGUCGGCAGCAAAGGAGAUUGACCUCCAAGGGUGGGACCAGACCAGAAUCCGACACAUGUGCAUUCUUUCAGGAUGCGAUUACCUCGCCUCGCUGCCUGGCAUUGGUCUGAAGAGCGCCCACAAGCUACUGAAAAAGUAUAGAACCACCGAUGCGGUGUUGCGCCAUCUUCGCUUCCAGGGGAAAAUGAAACAGGUUCCUGACUAUGAGCAUCUCUUUAAGCGAGCCAACAACGCGUUCCUCUACCAGUACGUGUACGACGACAAUGUAAAGCGACGCAUCACACUACAUACCCCUCCCGCCGAUGUCCAACCGGACAAGCUGGAUUAUCUGGGCAACAACACCACUGCAUCAUCUGGCGCCAACCCACAGCAAAUUCAUGACCACAGUCUCAGUAACAAAGAGAAUAUACCGCCAUGGGCACAUUUCGACAACAAACAGUCAUCCACCGCGUCUCAGCACAAGCCAGAGGCAUCACAACCCACCAGUAGCGGCGGCUUACGUGCAUCCAACGACAAUGCUUUACGACCCUUGCGGACACCAAAACGACUCUCUCCACUUUCACCUUCAAAACCACCGACACCACUACCACAACAACAACAACGAACCAUCACAGCCAAGGAGCUAUUCAAAGUUUUUAAUCAUCGCCAAAAGCAGUCGUCAUCUGCAACUAAAAUCCAGACACAUGGUGAUCUUGCAUCUGCGUUCCAACGCCAACGGGAUCGAAACGCACUGUCAUCCUUUAACAACAACAAUAAUAAUACGCAUAAUAUCAAAUACAACGACGAAAAUGCAAAGACAAUCUCAAUGCCCUUGAAAACGAUCGGCACGAAACGUAAGAAUGAUUGUCAGAUACCCGAUGCAAGGACCAACAAACGACGAACUCCACUAAAGUUUGUAUACACGCCACAAUAACAGCAACGAUCCUCACUAAUCAGUUCACAUCGAUUACAUUUGGUUUGACAGAGGCUGCUUAGAAUAUAAUUGAAUCAGCAACAGUCGAUUUUUUUUAUCA
Messenger RNA from Zychaea mexicana, 1780 nucleotides. Its product is annotated as PIN domain-like protein. The coding region runs from base 169 to 1680 and encodes 503 amino acids. Lineage: Eukaryota; Fungi; Mucoromycota; Mucoromycetes; Mucorales; Lichtheimiaceae. Gene Ontology annotation, molecular function: 5'-3' DNA exonuclease activity; 5'-flap endonuclease activity; metal ion binding. Gene Ontology annotation, biological process: DNA recombination; mismatch repair. The record is from RefSeq and is a predicted model, not a curated record. Gene Ontology annotation, cellular component: nucleus. The transcript is spliced from 7 exons.